Messenger RNA from Pelobates cultripes (western spadefoot toad), 10489 nucleotides. Lineage: Eukaryota; Metazoa; Chordata; Amphibia; Anura; Pelobatidae. The record is from the annotation of a GenBank genome assembly.
AUGAUUGCAAGGAGUUUCAUUUUCUUAGCUGGGCUGUUUAUCUCUCAGGCCGGUAAGACUUCCACUUCCAUGAUCGAACUUUCACUUAUCGUUAUAUUCUAAUGCUGCAUGUGAGAGCGUUCUGUUAGCUGUGCUCUAAUUAUGUUCAUAUAAUGUGUGUGUGUGUGUGUGUGUGUGUGUGUGUGUGUGUAGCACGCACUUUGUAUUUUGUACAGUUUAUAUCUAUGCAUUCUUCAUGUGUAUUAUUAUACACUGUAUUUUCUGUGUGUUUGGGGGAAAAAAUGUCUCUUUUUAUGGAUAUUUAUUAUAUAAACCGGUAUCAAGCAGUUGUUACAUUCUUCAAAGAAAAUCUGAAAUGCCAGUUUAAUUUAAAAUGUGUAGUAUGGCAGCUGAGCAUUAUUCCCCUGUCUCCCUGAAAUACCUUGGAUGUGUCUAUAAUAUAGAUAUAAAGCUUGAGAGAAAGAAAGAAUGAUUAAAAAAGAGAGAGAGCACAAGGUAUACUCUAUUUAAUAAGUAUUCAACCCCCUAUUGACAAGGGCAAAUACAAUUCCUAGUUAAUGUGACAAUCCUGAAAUGUUGAUUAAUAAAAAUGACUGCUAUGCUCUUAGUUUAUGCACUUCUGAAAAUAAAUGCAUAAAUAAAUAUGUAGCUUGAUUUUUAUGUUCUUUGUAGACUGUAUUCAUUCAUAUGUACUUAUUGAUUGAUUUGUUUUGCAGUUUUCUCUGUGGCAGACCCAUGCUGCUCUAAUCCCUGCCAGAAUAGAGGCGUGUGCCUGACAUUUGGUCACGACCGAUAUGAAUGUGACUGUACGAGGACAGGAUAUUAUGGGGAAAACUGCACCAUACGUAAGUUGUGUGAUAAGCUUUUUUUUUUUUUUUUUUAUGUUUUUUUUUUUUAAUGUUUUUUUUUCCCAGAAAGCACUUGUGAAAGUCUAAGCCUGAUUUAUUAACCUGAUUAAAUUAGCGUUUUACAAAUUUUUUUAUUUUUUUUUGUGCAGCUGAAUAUUUAACGUGGCUAAGAGUCAACUUAAAACCGUCCCCCAACACUGUGCACUAUAUUUUAACCCAUUUUAAAGGAGUGUGGAACAUAAUUAAUAACAUUCCCUUCUUGCGUGAUGCCAUUAUGCGAUACGUCUUGACAUGUGAGUAAAACUUUGUUUUUUGUUUUUUUUACUUAAAUUUCUCUAGACAAUUCUUAAUUCUUCACAACUUGCUGUUUUCUAAAUUAAACUGCUGCCCUUUAAAAAAAGACUUUAACUGCUAGUUGGACAGCAUUUUUAUCGAAUUGGCUUCAGAACUGAUUUAAUUAAUAACGUAAUGAUACAUAGAUUAAAUUAUUUCAGUAGUUCAUUAUUUUGUAACAAAGGGAAGCUAUUUGAAGAUUUAUGUAAUUUUUACAGUUAAUAGCUUUUAACUUGUUCCUCUACCUAGUUCAUUUCUAUUAAAAAUGUAUCUGUUAUUGAGGGUAAAAUUAAUCAUAUAUAUGAAAUUACUUGCUAUUAUGAACUAGUGGAAUUAGUAAUAUUAAAGCUAAAUUGAAAGAUUUUGCUAAAUAUGCUAAAUAUGCUAAAACCGUAAGCUCGUUUGAGCAGGGUCCUCUUCCACCAAUGGUUCCUGUAAGUUUUCUUGUAAUUGUCCUAUUUAUAGUUAAAUCCCACCCCACACCCCUUAUAAUAUUGUAAAGCGCUACGAAAUCUGUUUGCACUAUAUUAAUGGCAAUAAUAAUAAUAACCAUGGUGUCUAGUUCUGUAUAUUUUCCAGUUGUUGUAAUGGUAUUUGAAAAAUUUCAGAUCACAUAAAUGUAACUUAAUCAUUGAAUAUCAAUAUGUGUUUAUAUGGAAUACAUUAUUUUUUUUUAAAUUAGUGCACUUAUAUGAUUUAUUACUUUGAUACCUUUAUGCUUUCUAUGUACUAAGUUGCAUUUGUUUUCAAUUUAUUUUGCAGCAAGGUCACAUCUGAUCGAUAGCCCUCCUACAUUUAACAGCCAUUAUGGCUACAAAAACUGGGAGACUUACUCCAACAUUUCUUAUUACACCCGAUCGUUGCCUCCAGUCGGCAAAGACUGUCCAACCCCAAUGGGAGUGAAAGGUAAUGGAACUGUUUCUUGCCAUGUGCUGGAUUCUUUAUGUGCAGGAUAUUAAGGACAUAUUUGGGCAUCACGUAAAUUUCAUCAUUUUAUGUCUUGUUUAAUACCUUUCAUUGGAUUAGUCAUAAUACAGUACUGUAACACAUAUGUUGCAAUUGCAUAUUGUGGCACAUAUUCUUAAUGUCUGGAGAAGAUAAGAAUGUGAGAAUUUCUUAGAAUAAUGUUAGAAAUUAACUCGUUUUGGACUUAGGGGGAACUGAUAACAGUUUCAGGAUGAGUGGAUUUUUUAUUUCAUUUUCCGCACCUCAUUAAUACAUGUUUGUUAAACAGGGCUUAAGGAGACAAUAUUAAAAAUAGUGGGCAGUGAACGUGUCUAGUUAAUUAACAUUAAACCAAAACUUGAACUGCAAACUCGCAAUAUUGCUCUGUUAUAUAGAGAACUUGUUAUUGCUCUAUCUGCUUAUUACUACGAGUAAUUUAACUGUUUAUAUUGAUCUGUAAACAUAUGCCAACAUUCUGCAAGGUUUUCUGUUUUCUGACAAGAGGACAUAGUCUUAAAUUAGAGGGGCAAAGGUUUAAAAAUAAUAUCAGGAAGUAUAACUUUACUGAUAGAGUAGUGGAUGCAUGGAAUAGCUAACCAGCUGAAGUUGUAGAGGUUAACACAGUGAGGGAGUUUAAGCAUGCGUGGGAUAGGCAUAAGGCUAUCCUAAUUAUAAGAUAAGACUAGGGACUAAUGAAAGUAUUUAGAAAAUUGGGCAGACUAGAUGGGCCGAAUGGUUCUUAUCUGCUGUCACAUUCUAUGUUUCUGUUGCAAUAUGAAAUAUCUUAUAUUUAUAUUUCAGGAAAAAAGGAGCUUCCCAACUCCAGCGAGGUUGUUGAAAAAUUCUUGCUUAGAAGAAAGUUUAUCCCCGAUCCACAGGGGACAAAUAUCAUGUUUGCUUUUUUUGCUCAGCACUUCACUCACCAAUUCUUCAAGACGGAUACCAAACGUGGAGCGGCCUUCACUAAAGCAUUAGGGCAUGGGGUAAGGUUCCGUAAUACAAACGUUUUAAAAAAACAAACAAAAAACCUAGACUGUACAGUUUUCAGUUCUUUUUAGAUAUUCUACCAUAUCAGAUGUAUUUUCCAAGGUAAAACUGCCCCAGUGAAAAGUCAUUGGGGAUACAGGAUUAGUGUAGCAUGUUCUACUGAAAUAUUAGCAGUUUAUAAUAGGACUGAGAUAAGCGUAAUUAUAUUUCAAACUAUCAGAUGUCAUGUUAACUUAAUAUCCAAGUUAUAAUAUUUAGAACGUAAUCAUAUAAGUAUAGUUACUCAUCAGUGGUGUGAAUAUAAUAAUAUAUGUAUAAUUUUUGUUCAACAGGUUGAUCUGAACCAUAUCUAUGGAGAAACCUUGGACAGGCAACAUAAGUUACGUUUAAAGAAAGAUGGCAAGCUAAAGUUUCAGGUAAAUACCUUAUUUUAAAGGUUAUUGGUAGUUGGGUUACCAUGUAGAUAUCUGCUAAAGUAAAUGUUGAUUAAGCUUUUAAAAUAUACUAUGUGUGUUACAGGUCAUUCAUGGUGAAAUGUAUCCUCCAACUGUGAAAGAGGCAGAAGUGGAAAUGAUAUAUCCCCCCCAUGUGCCCGAACAUGUUCGAUUUGCAGUAGGGCAAGAAGUUUUCGGUCUGGUCCCCGGGUUAAUGAUGUAUUCAAUAAUCUGGUUAAGGGAGCAUAACAGAGUUUGUGAUAUCUUGGUGAAGGAACAUCCAGAGUGGGAUGAUGAGCGUAUAUUCCAAACUACAAGGCUUAUUUUGAUUGGUAAGUACCAAAUUUCUUUAGUAGCAAUGUUUGUGAUCUGGACUAGACAUUUGCAAUGCCCAACCACUAGUUUUGUAGAGAAGGGUCUCUCUCCAUUAAAUUUCAAGUAUCUUAGUUGUAUGAAGUUUAAUUAUUUUAUUAUUGGCACUAAUAUUGAAUCAUACAAUGCCACAUGUUAUAGCACAACUAUAGAAAAACAUUCUUAUACUAUUAUAGCAACCAGCCUCUUGACCUGCUGACCAUUUUAUUAAACUCCAUUUCCCAGCCUUUAACACAGUUUUCUCAUUAAGGGUAAUCUAAAAAAAAUAUGGGCAAAAUAUUGUUGGAUUUCUCUACACUGUACUAACUUCAUCUCUGGUUUGAUUUUUUUUUUUCUUAAGGUGAGACCAUAAAGAUUGUCAUUGAAGACUAUGUGCAACACUUGAGUGGUUAUCACUUCAAGCUCAAGUUUGACCCCCAGUUAUUGUUUAACCAGAAAUUCCAGUACCAGAACAGAAUCGCUGCUGAAUUUAAUACCCUGUACCACUGGCACCCACUCCUGCCCGACACAUUCCAAAUCAGUGAAAAGGAAUAUAGCUACCAACAGUUUCUCUACAACAAUUCUGUCAUUUUGGAACAUGGCAUAGCAGAGAUGGUUGAGUCUUUCACCAGGCAAACUGCUGGCAGGGUAAGCAUCAAUUUUUGAUCUAUACAUGUGUUACAAUCACUACACUUCAAACAACACAGCUGAGCAUCCACACAACUCUCAUAAUAGUGUCAUCUUUACCAUACAUAGACCAGUCCAGCAAAUCCUUUAACUGUUGGAAGAUCAAGUCACACCAGGCUCAUCUUUCAGCUUCCUGCUACAUAACCAUGCAUCAGAAAGCAAACAAAAUAAAAAAAUUUUUUGCAAAAUUCUUAAAGUGAUACAAACUAUCACAUACGUGUUAACGGGUGAGGGAUGCGUGUAAUGUUUGUUUUGCUUCCCAAAAUAUCCUGGAAAUAAAUUGAUCAGACAUAGUAGAAUGCCACCCACUAUUUGAGUUUUUACAAAGUUUGGGAAAUGCCAAGGAUUCUGUGAGUUCCAGUAAACACUGCUAAAAUCACACUCCCUGCCCCCAAGGCAGCAGAUGACCCCUAUUCUAACUUUUUUGUUCUUCCUUUUUAAGGUUGCUGGAGGCAGAAAUGUCCCUGCUGCAGUGUUUAGAGUAGCUGUGGCUUCAGUUGAACACAGCAGAGAGAUGAGAUACCAGUCGAUGAAUGAAUACAGGAAACGUUUUAAUCUAAAACCUUUUAAGUCCUUUGAAGAACUGACAGGUAAGAGCACGUUAUUUAAAGAUCUUCUAAGUUUAUUGAGACAGAGACAAUGAAGAACUCACACAGUAAAGUUAAUGUUAUGUUUACUUUUGAGCACAAGUCACUUGGAGUACAAGUUCUUAUCGAACAUUAUUGUUAAGUAGUGACAGCAUGUAGCGCUGACUAUGAAAACAUGUUGAAACUACACACGCACACAAAGAUUACACAGUACAAUGUCUGCCUAAAUUAACCUUGUGUUUGCCUCAUUGAACUGGCUAUCACACUUGAGUCAUUGCCCACACAGUUUUGUUUUUUUUAAUCUUUAUUUAAAAAAAAAAAAAAAUCUCUUCUAGAGUAAUAUUCAUGUAUUAAGUACACAGAAACCAUGGCUGAAUAAAUACAGAUACGUGGAUUUUUGUACAUGUUAAAAGAGGAAACUCUACUUCUAUGCAUUAGUCUAGUUUUCUUUACUGUCUAGCUAUGCAAAAUUGGCCAUAUCUUAAAUUUGCAAAAAAAUACUUUACUUGUAAACUGGAAUGUAAUUUUGCAGUUAAUUUGCAACAAAUCAAUACAAAUGUGAGGUUGAAAGUCCUUUAGUUGGUAAGCAUUAUUUACCAACUAAUAUAAAAUAUAUCUCAAAGUAUUAUUAAAAGUAAGGACUUGAGAAAACUGAGUUGUAUAAAAUAAAUGUAUAAUUGUCGUAGGCAUGGUGCAAUGUAAAAUGUGGGUUAGUUAGAAAGUUAAGGUUUUAUUUAAAUCAGAUUCUGUGCAGUAGUCCACAUUCCAUAUACUGUAAAAAAUCUCUCACAAGUCUUAACUAUGUUCUAAGUGAAAACACCUGAAUAACCAGCUUUAAGUAUGUCAAAGUGCUUCAGGGAAUUAAGAUAGGGAAAAAAACAGCAUAUCUCCACCUAUUUUGACAGGAGACAACGUGGCCUUAUAUUACGCGUGGCAAACCAUGAGACUGAAAUUGAACUGUAUGUAAGAAACAUAUUUGGUUUAGUGAAUUACUAAUGAUAUUUAUUUUAAAAAAUUGGAGGUUUUUAUUUCGACCCACAGUAUAUAGUGCAUAUACCACCAGACCACAUGGUCAAAAUGUUGGUUUAUACCUUUCUGACUUUUUCUGUUAUUUCAGGCGAGAAAGAAAUGUCAGCUGAACUUGAAAGUCUGUAUGGUGAUAUUGACGCUAUGGAACUCUAUCCUGGACUUCUUGUGGAGAAACCAAGACAAGGAGCCAUUUUUGGUGAAACUAUGGUAGAACUUGGUGCGCCAUUUUCUCUUAAAGGUCUGAUGGGGAACCCAAUUUGCUCUCCCGAAUACUGGAAGCCAAGCACAUUCGGGGGGAAUGUGGGUUUUGAUAUUGUAAACACUGCUUCUUUGCAAAAACUGAUCUGUCAAAAUGUCAAGAACUGCCCGUACACUUCAUUUAAUGUUCUGAAAAGUGAUCAUGCUAAGACAGCAACUAUUAAUGCCAGCUCAAACUCUGCUCCACAAGAGGUGAACCCAGCUUUACUACUGAAAGAACUUUAAGGAUGUCACAUAUCGGGCACAACUUCUCAAAACCUUUCAGCUGGUUUAAAACAUAGCAUUUUAACUACUUAAAAGAGAUUACUAAAUAUGGUAGUCAUGAGGCAUAAUUGUGUUUUUAGAACACAUUUUACAUGAAUAAGAACAAGUUUGCCAGCUGAUGCUGCUAUAUUUUUGUUAUUUAAUGGAGUCUGCAUAUUCUCUUGGUUAAAUGUAUACGUGUGGGUAUUUAACUUACUGAUUGAACCUGCACUCUCAGCAGUGUGAAACUACCAAGCCAAAAGUUACUAAAUAUAUAAGAUUUUUCGGAAAAAACAAAUGCUAACCUAAUUACAAGACAUACGGCGGCUAAUACUUUCUGAAAUGCUCUCCAUAAAAUAACAUGAAUUGAGAAGUAUGUGUUUUUUUAUGUGUUAAUGGCUUGACAAGUCAUAAAAAGAGAAAUUGCACUUUUUGAAAUAACCACUGAUAGGCCAGAUUUCAAAAGUCAUCCAUUUAGAUAUCUCCUUGUUUUACAAGUGCUCACAAUGUGAGUUACCUUUGAUUCUUUGACUUCUGGUCUGACUUCACUUGAACAUUGUAGUUGCAUACUUUUGAAUAAACAAAGGAAGGGUUCUCACAAGGUAAAUUCCCAGGUGUUGCAGAACUAUUUAUGCCAUGAUGCUUUGUCAGCCUUUAGGAUUAAAAAUUAAGCUUUAAAAAAGGUAUCUACAUUUUGGGCAUCCCUGACAAAGCAUUAUACAUUGUACAUUAUAUAUACAUACCUUCAUUCAUACAUAGAUAUAUACAUUUGUGCACACACUCACAACACUCGAACAUAAUCAGUGUCACUUUACUAUUUUGUGUUCAGCAAAUAUUUAUACUCUGUUUAUGUAACAUAUAUCUAGGUUCGUAAUGUCCAUGUUAAUGAGUAUUUCCAAUGCAACUACUAGUUCAAUAUACAUUUAAAGAGGCACUACCACUUCCCAGGAUUUUUAAGUAUUAUGUUUACUGUUGUGUUAUAUUUAAUAUUUGUGAACUGUAGCACAACUUAAAGAUAACAUUCAAUACCUCUUUAUCUUGGACUAGACUUUUCCAUCUUGGUUUCCUGUCAACCAUAAUUAUAAGGUUAUUCCACCUGGCAGUUAGCAUAAAAAUCAAGAUCUGUUUCAUCUCAUCAACGUGUGCCUUGGCCGUGCCAGGGAUUGUGUUAUUUGCUAAUUGUGUAUUUGCUUAUUAUUUAAUAUUAAUUUAAAAGAAAAUGGAGCCUCACAUGAAAAGGUUAACACAUGUUAUUGGCAAGAGAAGUGAUGGCUCCCUUUUUUAAUCACCUAAAAUCAACAUUUUUAGCUAGAGAAUAUUUAGCAUAGAAAUGCCUGCAUAAUUAGUCAUUCGACAGACUAUUUAGUUUAGGUUUGCCUGAACAGUGCUGCUAAAGCUGAUAUACUUAGUAAUGCUAGGUACAGAUAAUAUUUAUUGCAUAUUUAAGUGGUUGGUUAAUAUGUAUGUAUGGAUUUUUGGAUUAAAAAUAAGUGUACGACUGACAGCCUAUAAUGUCCUAUACCAUUCAUUCCAGAUUAAAAAGAAGAUAAAUGUUCCUUAAUACAAAUCCAAGGGGGCUGGCUUGAUGAUCGCUAUUUAUUAAUAUUGACUUGUUGUUCUGCCCUCAUUGUGCAACUAUACUGAAAUCAUAUCAUACAGAGCAGGACUCAAUGAAAAUAAUGUAGUAUUUUUAUUAAGAAAAUACAUGUUUCUAUACUGUUUUAUAUUUUUUAUCAUUUUGAAAGAGUUCUUUUUUAUUGUUUUUACAAAAUUGUUAAAUUGAAACAGAAUAUUUAUUAAUUUAUACAAUAUAUUUAUUUUUUCUAAAUUAUUUCAUGAAUUUUAAAAAAUAAAUUAUUAAAUAUAUUUCUUUGCCUUGCUUUUUAUUUGUUUUUGUAAAAUGUCAAUAAUAUGGAAUAAAAAAAAAAGGUAUUGUGAAAUGCGUUCAAAUCAACUUACACUAGCUUAGUCAAUCGAGCACCGUUAAACCUUGAUCACUUAACUUGUUGACACAACAUACCUGCUUAGAUAUGCCUGUUAUAUGCUGAGAGCAAUUUGUGUGACUUAAACAUGCUUAAUUUCUUCUCAUAAUUAACUUUAAAAAAUGUGCACAUACUCUUGAACACCCCAAUGUUAAAAGUGUUGAAACUCAGCGUGGGGAAUGCCGUUGGGGUGCCACACGCAUGCUGUUAUAUUUCUCUGCACUGCAAAAAAUAAAAGGUAUUAGCAAGUAUUUAGAAAACAUUUCAUUACGUAAAUUAGCACAUAUAUUUGACAAGACAAUAAAGUGACCAUAGGAAACUUCUGCCUAUAGGCUACAUUAACUAAAAAUGUGAGCACGCAAAUCACUAUUUAAUGAAUAAAAGACAUUAAUACAUUCUAGGUUAUAUAAAAUGCAGCAGGUACUAAAAGAGGGUAAAGUUAGAGUUACCCACUACAUAUUGAGAUGCAGAAAAUCGCAUUGAGCUUUAGUCAAAAGUGGAAUUAGAUAAAUACAAAAAAACAGCAGAAGCGUGAGAAAAUGUUAGCUGACUCCCAAAAAAAGCAUCUGUUAAAUCUGGCUAUAAUUAAUUUUAACCAGAUCCACACGAAUGGUUUCCUCUCCCCAAACAUCUAGUUUACUAGGGCUCUUUAACCAAAGGGAUUUACACACAGAAGCACAUGCAGACUUACACACACAAACCCAUGCAGCAGGUCAAAAUGUACACAUGUUCAACCAUCCUCCUGUUUCCUACCUUUUGGUUGCAGGAAGGUGGCUUCUGCUUGCUGAGGCUGUUGGGAGUUAGGGACUGGAUCUCUCCCAAUCCACACCCUCUUCUUCUUUGCUUUUUCAUCCCUCCUGCUCACCUCGGUGUUAGCUGGGAGAAAGUGACUGGCUUUCACUUCCUCCUGGCGCUGCCAUUACAUUAUUACAGGGGCCAUAUGCCCUUUUAAAGGGCAGCAGUGCGCGACUGGGCCCUUGAAGACACAUGCCCAUUGGGUGGCCCUAAGUGCAUGGGUCAUACGAUGGGCUCCCUCAGCGUGCCCCCCCCAAUUAGUGGCACCCAGGGCAGACAACCCAUUCCCCCUUUAGCAUGCCAUCGGCAAAAGUGCCAUCAUUUAAAAUUUGUGGUAUUGUGAUACAAAGAAGGCAUUAUUAAGUGAAAUUCAAUUGCCAAAUCUUGGCAAGUGUCCUCAUCUACCUUCUUGCAUGUAACAUUUAUUUGCAAUACUUCUUCCAUUAGGCCGGGCGGACACAAUCCUCCAUAUCCUGCAGAUGCUAAAGCAAUUAAGGAAGCAUUUUGCAGAGUUUUUAAUUCACUAUUUGCAGCAGUUCUUAAGUUAGGCCAGUUGAGUACAAUCUCCUGCAGUGAUGGGUGUGUGUGCAUGUUGGACGCUGUAUAUGUAAUUAAAAUAGGAGAAAUAAAAAUUGCAGAAAUUUAUUGGGGGAAUCCACAAUCAUUGGCUUAAAGCCAAUUUCCACCAUACAUUUAGAUAUGAUCCAAGAAGUGCACACUUGCCUGACUGAAUGGCUGUACCACUUUAAUCGAACUUUUGAUGCAUUCACUUUAAUCACUUUUAUUUUGUGGAGAUUUUGAGUAGCACUAUCUAAAGGAUUUUUUUUUGUGUUCAAUAAAUAUUAAUCCAGUGUUAUAUUUGCUCUCAUUUAUUCCCUAAAGUUUUUUUUUUUUCCUAAAAGUUGCCAUUUCCUUGUUGUUUCUCUGCAGCUCAGUAAUUAAACCCCAAUGUGGACUUACUAAAAAUGGCAUUGUACCAUAAUGACUGUAGCAAAAAGACUACUACAAAG